UCAUAACCAGUCCAAUGGAGUUCUGAUGCAGUGACCUAGCUGAGAAUCCCACACCAGUGUCUUAACGACUCAGGAGAGAUCGCUCAUGAUUCUUUCAUGAAUCAUUUUCAUUCUUCAAACUAAUCCAUCUUUAAUUAUGUCUACGAAAUCAAUUCAGAGCUUUUCAUUUUUAUAUCAUGUUUCAAUUAUCAUACUGAGUCAACUCGUGAUUUGCUCCGAGUCAGCUCCUCAGGCCUUCCGGAGAGACCCAGGACAUCCUCAGUGGCACCAUGGCGCAUUUCACGAUGUCAGAGACAGCGUCCGAUCUGAUGUUCGCCGCAUGCUUCACACUCGCGCCGAGGUUCCAUUCCAGGUUCCACUGGAGGUCAAUGUCGUGCUUAUUGGAUUUAAUGGAGAUGGAGGAUAUAGAUACUCCUUAGACACACACAAAUUGGAAGAGUUUUUGAGAACCAGCUUUCCUUCCCAUAGACCUUCAUGCCUAGAGACUGGAGAGCCUCUCGAUAUAGAGCAUCACAUUGUCUAUAACGCAUUUCCUGCUGGGCAGCCAGAAUUAAUUGCGCUUGAGAAGGCACUGAAGGAGGCUAUGAUUCCUGCUGGGACUGCAAGAGAGACUGAUUUUGGAAGGGAGGUGCCGUUGUUUGAGGUGGAGGCCACAAUUGUCGAGCCUGUAUUUCACAAAUUGUAUUCUUACAUAUUUGACAUGGAAGGUAUGGGUUACAAGGAGAAUGAUAGACCUGUUCCUAAUGCAAUCUUUGUUGUCAAUUUUGAUAAGGUAAGAAUGGAUCCUAGAAAUAAGGAAAUUGACCUUGAUAGCUUAAUGUAUGGGAAAAUCACCCAGUUAACCAAUGAGGACAAGGUUAAACAAGAAGGCGACUACAUUUAUCGUUAUAGAUACAACGGGGGAGGGGCAACUCAAGUUUGGCUGAGCUCAGACAGAUUUGUUGUGAUUGACCUGUCAGCAGGCCCUUGCACUUAUGGGAAGAUUGAAACUGAAGAGGGAAGUGUCAGUUCUAGAACAUUGCCGCGGAUACGGAACUUGAUGGUCCCUAGAGGUGUUGGUGCAAUUAGUGAUCACACAUCUCCUGAUAUUUUUGCUGGACAACUUUCUGCUCUAAUAGCAACCACAGUUGAGCAUCUUAUAGCUCCAGAUGUUAGGUUUGAGACAGUUGACCUGGCAACUAGGUUACUAAUACCAAUCAUUGUGCUUCAAAACCAUAAUAGAUAUAAUAUCAUGGAUAAGGGCCAUAAUUACAGCUUACACAUUGAAGAAAUUGAAUCAGAGGUGAGGAAAAUGGUACACGAUGGUCAAGAAGUUGUAAUUGUAGGUGGUUCACAUGCAUUACAUCGUCAUGAGAAGUUGGCUAUUGCUGUUUCAAAAGCAAUGCGAGGGCAUUCCUUGCAAGAAACUAAAAGUGAUGGGCGCUUCCAUGUUCAUACCAAGACAUAUCUAGAUGGCGCUAUACUUAAAGAGGAAAUGGAGCAGUCUGCUGAUGUGCUUGCUGCAGGUUUAGUUGAGUUGGCUGACCCAUCUCUUUCAAGUAAAUUUUUUCUCCGCCAGCACUGGAUGGAAGAAUCUGAUGGUUCAGGUGAUUCCAUUCUUAAGCAUAAACCAUUAUGGGCCAGUUAUAAUUCAAGAAGUGACAAGGAAAAGAAGAAGAAUAAGAAGAAAGACCAGAAGAAACAAGGGGAUCUCCACCACACUUAUGGAACGAGAGUUAUUCCAGUCUUUGUGCUAUCCUUGGCUGAUGUAGACCCAGACCUUAUGAUGGAGGAUGAUACCCUUGUUUGGACGAGCAAUGAUGUUGUCAUUGUGCUUGAGCAUCAACAUGAAAAGAUACCUUUGAGUUAUGUUUCAGAAACAGAAAGAAGGCAUGCCUUGCCAUCGCUAGCACAGCGACAUAUAUUGGCAGGGCUUGCUUCUGCUGUUGGUGGGUUGAGUGCACCGUAUCAGAAAGCAUCGCAUGUACAUGAAAGGCCAAUUGUAAAUUGGCUCUGGGCAGCUGGUUGUCAUCCAUUUGGGCCAUUCUCUAACACUUCUAAAAUCAGUAAAUUGCUGCAGGAUGUUGCCUUGAGGAACACAAUAUAUGCUCGUGUGGAUUCUGCACUUCGUAGGAUUCGUGAUACAUCUGGGGCUGUCCAAGCUUUUGCUUCGGAAUACCUGAAAACCCCUGUUGGUGAACCUGUGAAAGGCAAGAAAAACAAAACAACUACAGAACUCUGGUUAGAAAAGUUCUACAGGAAAACCACCAACCUGCCUGAACCUUUUCCACAUGAAUUAGUUGAGAGAUUGGAGAAAUACCUUGAUGGUCUUGAGGAACAGCUUGUAGAUCUUUCUUCUUUGUUGUAUGAUCACCGGUUACAAGAUGCACAUUUGAAUAGUUCAGAAAUUCUUCAGAGCUCAAUGUUUACCCAGCAGUACGUAGAUCAUGUUCUGGCAAACGAAAGAGAUAAAAUGAGAUGCUGUGAAAUUGAGUUCAAGUAUCCUGUGCACUCGUCACAAACUUACGUCUAUGGGGGGAUCCUUCUAGCUGGGUUUAUUGUUUAUUUUAUUGUCAUUUUCUUUUCCAAUCCUGUCCGUUGAUGGUAAACUGUGCAAUGAAAGAUUUUUUACAGGCAUAGAUGCUCAACUUGAAAUAGAAAAUGCAUGUAAAUGAAAAGAAAAUUUUGACUUCUUUGUAGCAUUUUAUAUAAUGUAAUUUUAACACAUUAGAAUAUUUACUAGGAAACCAUGAAAUAGAUUGUAUAAGUGGAUGGGUUUAUGAAUUAAAAUGGUUAAUUUUUGGAAA
Messenger RNA from Jatropha curcas, 2786 nucleotides. RefSeq lists its product as hypothetical. The record is from RefSeq and is a predicted model, not a curated record. Lineage: Eukaryota; Viridiplantae; Streptophyta; Magnoliopsida; Malpighiales; Euphorbiaceae.